AGGCCCAGAAUGCACCGCGCUACUGGUUAAGCCCGUCCUGAUUUUCCAGCCAGGCUCGCGAGCAGAGCAGAGCAGAAUGUCCGUAAUGGCUGCACCCUGUCCGGCAGCGCGAGCUCCCCGAGAUGCGACAACCGACUGAAACCAGCGCGAGCACAGGGAACCGAGAAGCGGACCGGUGAGGAGGAGUCUCGUGAGGUCCAGUCCAGUCCGUCGCCAUGACCACCGGGUUCGGAACCUCCUCGAGCUCCGUGCGCUUCGCGGAUUACUUCGUGAUUUGUGGGCUGGACACGGAGAGCGGUCUCGAGCCAGACGAACUGUCCGGUGAGAGUCUCGAGCGCUCUCCUCUGCGGCGUGCCUUCAAGUCGAAGGUUUUGUCUCAUUUUCCAGAAAAUGUAGACUGGAACCCUUUCGACCAGGAUGCAGUGGGCAUGCUGUGUAUGCCAAAGGGUUUGUGUUUUCGGACUCAGUCUGAGUGUCGCGACUCCGAGUUCCAUUCCUUCAUCAUCACGCGAGAGGACGGAUCCCGAUCCUACGGCUUCGCACUCACCUUCUACGAAGAGGUGUCGUCCGUUCAGAUCUGCUCGGCGAUGCAGACCCUGUACCACAUGCACAACGCCGCCCAUUAUGACAUCAUCCAGGAGGCCCCUCCCACACACGACGACGUCAUCGAGCAGGCCCCGCCCAGUCACUAUGACAUCACUAGACAGGUCCCGCCCACCCGUUAUGACAUCCCUCCCCAGGCCCCGACCCCCGGCCCCGCCCCCGGUUCGUCUCGUCUGCAGCGGUUCAACUCCUACGACGUCUCGCGCGACACGCUCUACGUCUCCAAGUGCGUCUGCCUGCUCGCCCCGCUGCCAUUCCAGAACGCGGCACGCAAGAUUCUAGAACAGCUGUAUCGCGCCGCCAUAGCAACCACGCCGCCGCCGCUGCCACUGGAGAGCUACGUCUUCAACGUGCUGUACGAGGUCCCUCUGCCCCCUGCUGGUCGUUCUCUGCGUUUCAGCGGUGUGUAUUCUGCGGUGGUGUGUCAGCGCCCGGCCUCGUCUGAGUUGCCGCUCUUCGACUUCUCUCUUCGCGAACUCUUCACUCUGCUGGGAGCCGACAACGUGCUGCAACUCUUUACAUGCGCACUGCUGGAGAUCCAAAUACUACUCUACUCACAACAUUACCAGCGGUUGAUGACGGUGGCUGAGAGCGUGACGGCGUUGAUGUUCCCGUUCCUAUGGCAACACGUGUAUGUUCCGAUCCUGCCCGCCUCGCUACUUCACUUCCUGGAUGCUCCUGUUCCGUACCUCAUGGGUCUCCAUAGCAACGGACGCAACGAACGCAACACACUGGAGCUGCCACAGGAGGCUAACUUGUGCUUUGUGGAUAUCGAUGAGGGUGUGUGUGAGCUGCCGGAGGAUCUGCCCCAGCUAACUUGUGCUUUGUGGAUAUCGAUGUGUGUGUGUGUGUUGCAGGCUAACUUGUGCUUUGUGGAUAUCGAUGAGGGUGUGUGUGAGCUGCCGGAGGAUCUGCCCCAGUUCCCCCAGCGAUGUCACUUCCUGUCUGAGCUCAAGGAGACGCUGCAGAGCCUCAACGUGCCAGCAGAGGGCAGCACACACAGCAGGGGCACCAGGAGUAGUGUUAGCACGCCACACACACCACACAGGACACACACGCACACGCACACACACGCGCACACACACACACUGCACGACACACACACACCUCACACCACGCCUCACACUCCACCCAGACGAGACGACAAGCGCAACGGGAAUGUGGGAGGAGUCAUGACAUCAUUAACCCCGCCCCUUCUGAGGGAGAAUGCCACCAUGGCGAGACUACACGCCCUGGUCAAGAAGACCGGCAUCAGCUUGGAGAAGGUGGAAAGCAAAGAGGACCCGAUUGAGAGCAGGGAGGAGUGUGUACGCCUGCAGGUGAGUGAGGAGGAGUGGAGUGACCAGCGUGUCAACAUCGCGGUGCGGGAGAUCUUCGCUAACCGCUUCGCCCAGAUGUUCGCCGACUACGAAGUCUUCGUCAUCCAGCCGAGUCACGACCGCGAGGCCUGGUUUAGCAACCGAGACCAGAUGCAGAACUUUGACAAGGUGAACACACACACACACACACACACACACACACACACACACACACACACACACACACACACACCAUAG
Engraulis encrasicolus (European anchovy) is the source of this 2159-nucleotide messenger RNA. RefSeq names its product DENN domain-containing protein 5A-like. Gene Ontology annotation, biological process: retrograde transport, endosome to Golgi. Gene Ontology annotation, molecular function: small GTPase binding; guanyl-nucleotide exchange factor activity. The coding region runs from base 216 to 2159 and encodes 647 amino acids. Lineage: Eukaryota; Metazoa; Chordata; Actinopteri; Clupeiformes; Engraulidae. The record is from RefSeq and is a predicted model, not a curated record. Gene Ontology annotation, cellular component: trans-Golgi network. The transcript has 13 exons.